Molecule: messenger RNA, 7371 nt
Organism: Haplochromis burtoni (Burton's mouthbrooder)
Lineage: Eukaryota; Metazoa; Chordata; Actinopteri; Cichliformes; Cichlidae
Gene: relt
Product: RELT TNF receptor
Exons: 11
Coding region: 3627-4934 (435 amino acids)
Biological process (GO): apoptotic process
Molecular function (GO): protein binding
Source: RefSeq, a predicted model, not a curated record
GUUUUUAGCUAGUUUCUUGUAGACUUCUAUAGGACAACUACAGCCAUCACCUGCAGAUAGACUUUUGGAUUGGUCUUAUUUUCCCAGUGUUGAACUAUGUUCAAGUUUUACAUUGUCUAUGAAUAGACUUCUAGUGAGUUAUGAUGACAGCUGCCCACUGCUUUUCUUAUCACAGGGUCUUCAAUUUAGGGCGUUAGCAAAUGUUAGGGUUUGUUAAGAAGCUGUCAGUUUACAUUGGUAUUUGUCAUUUUAUUUCCUUUUAUAGUUUUUUUUAUUAAUAAAAUGGUAUUUUAUAACACUAGCUGUGCAAAUCAAAGGUAAGAAUGUGUAUUCUGGUAAGGCUGAAACAGAAGAAUUCAAAAUGAAGAGGAAUACCCGGUUGCUCUUAUUCUGGUCUUCUUGUAAGUUUUUUCCCUUGUCUCUGAUCCUGUUUUGAUAUUGCCAGACAGGAUCUAAAAACAUAGACAGGUUGAGGAGAGUGUGUGUUUGAGCCUUGUUUGUGCCUUGAAAUAGCAUCCAUGCUUUUUGGAGAUGGAGUGUUUCUGCUGGCUUUGUCGGAGCAUGACCUUUAGCGAACACUGGAAUGAUUUGCAGCUGAGUGUGAAAUGUUUGGAAAGACAUUCAGCACCUCCAAGUCUGACGCUAUUGUUCCCGACUAGAAAAUAGUAGAGUGCUCCCUCUGGGUUGGCAGAAAGAUGCUUUCCGAAAUGCGGAUGUUCAAGCAUCUGAGGAUGUGACUUAUGUGACUUCAAUAGAUCACAUGAUGGAAUGGGGCAAGGUCUCACAGUGGUUCCACCCGAAACCUCUGGCAGUAAUGACCCAUGCCUAUUUUCACGCCCUGACUCAUGUGAUGAGGUACAUGAUUAAUAGUCAAAGGUACAACCCUCACUAGGGUUUCAAUACUGGCGACUCUCCACUUUUUGGUUUUAGAAUUGAAGAAAUCUCUUGUAUGAAAGCCAAAACACCUUCAAAGCACUUAAAUAAGUCCAGAACACUUAAACCAAACACUUAAACCACCCUUUUUUCAAGCUAUUUAGACUAACAUGACCUGGAUGACUGAGAACCUUACACAGACAUGACUUAGGAUCGUAUUCAAGCGGAGAAACUGGUUCCGCUGGUGGAUUAAUAUGCAAGUAUUGUACUGGACAAGAAACAAGAGAACUGAACUGGAAGGCGAAGCUUUCGUUUUACCAGUCAACGUACAUUUUAACCCAUCUAUGGUCAUGAGAUCAGGGUGACGAUUCAGUAAAGUAAGGUUGCAAAUACAAACAACCAAAAUGAGUCAUCGCCAUAGUUCAGCUGGACUCAGCCAUAGGGAUAGGGUGAGAAACUUGGAUAUCCGGAGGGAUCCCAGAGUAAAGCCACUGCUAUGAUGUCUCCUGGGUACCUCACUUUGAGGUUUUUCAGACACACCCAGCUGGGAGGGGACCCCAGAACCUGCUGACAAGAUUAUAUGUUUCAUCUGGCCUGGAAACGCCUCUCAAUGCCCCAAGGAGUAACAUGUUGCUGGGGAGAAGGAUGGCUGAAACACCCUGCUUAGGCUGCUGCCACCAAGAUGAUGGAUGGACUUAUGGAUGGAUUGAUGGAUGGCAUUGUUCUCUGCUGCUUUGCUGAAAAUCAGUGACAUGAAAUGUAAAGUUCUUCCCGAGAACAAGUUUCUUUAAAAUACACUGAAAAGUUCUCCAAUGCCAUGAGCCUGAAAAGUACCAGCAAACAAGAAAAUGGUUAUUUGAAGGCACUCGUGCCUGUAGCUCCAGUGGAAGUCCCACGUGUUGGCGGUCCCUACUGUAGUGGUUUUGAGAAGAAAUCCAGAGUCAAAGAGGAUUUAAAUGCAAAAGCAUCACAUGCAGACAUUGCAAGCUUGGAUUGUCUGGCUGUGAACGGUUGACUUCUAAAGGCAGCGGUUAGGCUCAUUUUGAACAUCCUUUUUGGACAUCAUUUUGUAUUUUAAUUACAGUUUCCGUGCACAUGGCCCUGCUGCACACACUCAGCACAUGCAGUGACACUGUAGCUUAAGUAUUAUUGCACUUACCCGACCAGUGAGAAACAAUUAAAUGUUACUUAACAGAAAAACAACUUUUAGGAAAUGCUUGAUCUCUCAUCAAAGCUUUUUUUAAAAAUAGGUUUUAUUUAACGUUGAAAACCUAUGGAGCCAUCAUUUGAAAGCAUAUGCAUCUCAUCAAUCUAAAGGAUCAGUUUCACCUUUCCCUGCUGCACUUAAAGCACAUUUGCUUCAUUUCUAGAGGUCAAGUGAGGUUCUCUGUGGAAGUCCUCACAUUCCUCUACCCCUCCAGCUCGGUCCAGUUUGUUACUUGACACUUUCCAAAAAAAGGAGGUACUUAAUUGCAGGUCCCGUUUUUGUUUUGCUCUCUCUAUCAUUGUCGUUUUAUUGAUCAUUUUUUCCCCUUGUUCGGCUAUGUGUGCGCACAAGCGCAUGUUUGCAUGUGUGUCUGAGUGCACAUAUACAGUAUGUGUGCAUGUGUGACUUGUAAUUAGCCUCUUGCUCUGGUCUGUAUGGCAUUUUAACAAAUGCUUCUAUAUAUAUCAUGCUAUCAGGCUGAGGUUUUAGCAGUGUCACUCCCUGCCACUUUCUCCUCUUUCCAUCCCUCUCUCUUUCGCUCUUCUCUUCCUGUUCGACCAGAUCGGCCCUUGCCCUUCAGCCCCGCCGUGUUUUUUUAUAAGCUAGUGGUUUCUCUGUCCUCGCUUUAUCUCUCUCUUCCCCCCUAAAAUUAUGCCUCGGAAGCCUGUCAUUGCCAUGAGGCACCUCGCCGGACCAAAAUCAUAAACUCAUUACAUGUUUUAUUUUCUUGUUUGUAUAAGGCAUGGCUAUUAUGGCUUUCCAUAUGUGUAUGUGUGUUUGUGUGUGUUAUCUGCAUAUGUGGUUUUAACAUAUAUGGUAAUACAUGGUUCUUAUGUGCAUACAUCAGGUGUACAAACCCUGUUAAAUGAUACCUUCAGCACACGCUUACUGAUACGUGUGUGUGUGAUGUGUGUACACAUGUGUGUCCUGACCAGUGAGUGGGUUUAAGCGGUUCAUUUAUUUUCCAACUAAUGUUUGAAAUGUUUUCAUGUGUGGUCGAAGGUGAAGUGGUGCCUUGGAGCGGUCACCCACACACACACACACGCACCUACUCACUCAGACACACACUCAGACACAUACACACACACACAUGCAGGAGGGGCAUGUCCUGAGGCUGUCAGGGGUGUGUCUGUGGUCAGAGUGGCACUAUAAGACACAGGCAGGUACACUGGACUUUUCAUUCAGCUUCACAGAGUUGUGUGUGUGUGUUGUGUCUGUGUGUGUCUGUGUGUGUAUGCGGCUGAGUUUUCUGUUACUUCUCUAACUUGUUUAACUAUCUAAAGUGUUUAACAGCUUUUCAGAGUCUUAAACUUUCUAGUUUUUCCUUUUUAAGCGACUUUUCAAAGUUCCACCGAGCUCAGGGUGUUUAAUCGAGCGUUUUUGCAGCAACUUUUGCACAGUUAAAAGAAAGUUAGGCAGUUUGACUUUGGCCCUGACUCAGCAUUUGUAGCAGCACACACAGCAUCCCUACUGAGUUGCCACAGCAACUGUGUCAGUCCACUGGAAGUCUGGGAUCAUAUGUACAUAGACGAAUACAUUGAAGAAGAUGAGGAACCACCUUUGCUGCUCAGCUAUUGUCCUCCUCGCGCUGUUUGGCUGUGGAGGGACUGCAGCGGUGCAGUCUCGGUGUGGGAAAGGGUGUGCGUGUCUGCUAUGCCCGGCAGGCCAGGAGCCUUCCAAGGCUUGUGGGGAGAUCCAGAGUCCAGCUGAAGAAGUGCAUUGCCAGGUGUGCCCAGCUGGAACCUUUUCAGACGCACUGGACUCUGAGGUUUGCCGUCCACACACCUCCUGUAAGAUCCUCGGCCGAAAGCUUGCAUCCUCUGGCAACGGGACCUCUGACGCCGUCUGUGGUCACUGUCUGACUGGGUUUCACUCCUCUGCCGCUGGGCAAGUUUCCACCCAAAGUCCCUGCGUAAAAAAAGGGUUGCAUGUCAGAGUGGUCCGUAAUGUGGGUAACGGUCAGUCUGGUGGAGCAGGAGGACCGGCCAACAGCACAGUGGUGCGCAGCGCUGAGGAAAAGACAGCAGAGUAUGCCGUGUUUGCCCUAGUGCCCGUCUUCUGUGUGAUGGGCCUGCUGGGUAUCCUCAUCUGCAACAUCCUAAAGAAAAAGGGAUACCGCUGCACCGGUGAGAAGGAGGGAGGAGAUGAAGAGACUGCCACACCGCAGAAAGAAGGUAACACCUGUCCCUACAUAUCCGAUGACCUGAAUGAAGACACCAUCAGUGUUCUGGUUCGCCUCAUUACCGAGAAGAAAGAAAAUGCUGCUGCGCUGGAGGAACUGCUGCUGGAGUACGAGACCAAAGAGAUGGCUAUGAGCAAAGGCUCGUCAAUCAAGUUCCCGAUGCUGUCUCCCUUAUCCCAAUUCCGCUCCCUUCCCAGGCUCUGCCCUCAUCAGUCUCACCAUCACCACACCAUCUCCGGCCUCUCUGGCCUGGCCCCCAGACAUGGUUACCGCUGCACCCGUUGCGCCCAGAAAAAAUGGCCCCCUGUUCUCAUUCCACCCCUGGAUUCUCUCAAAGAUCCCCUGAAGCCCCCCCAGAGUCUCAUCCUGCCCUCCCUGGACACAUCCUCCGACCAGCAGAAGAGCCCCCUGCUGGGUGGAGAGUGCGUGAAUACACACCAUACACAAGCCGCUGUGCCAAAAACUGUACAGGAGAAGAUGGAAGGAAGUGAAGUGAAGGAGAAAAAGGAAGGAGAGCUCACAGUAUUGUCUGUAGGAAGAUUUCAAGUUGCUCAGAUCCCGGAGCAGAAGCCAUGCACAGUGGAGACCAAGAGAGCAUCCCAGGAGCAAAGGAACUCCUUCUUCGGCGGGAAGUCCUUCUCCUUGUCUUCCUCAUCUGGCAUCCGGAGGUGAAGGGACGAUAUUGCUACCUCGCUGAAGAUGACCUCAUUCACCGGCGACGGCUUGACCCGCUGAGACCAAGGGUGUUUUAUUUAGUUGACUGACACCGGUAAACCACAACCACCUGCUGCUGGAAGUAGUUGUUUCUAAUAAUGCAAUAAUAGGAAUAUAACUGUAUUUAUUAUUACAUAGGCAGGUUAUUGUAUUAUAGACGUAUCGGAUGCCGCAUCAGAGGCAUCACGGCUACAUCCGAACAGAAACGGGUCGCGAGACGUCCAAGGACAGAGCGGUUAACAAUAACUGACACUAGAAAGAGGGAAGCGUGUAUUAUACACAAAUGCACUCCCGGACUUUUUUUUUUUUUUAAAAAGGAGUGCUUCCAUUUAAAAAAAAGAAAAAACAAAACAACAAAAACAAAAAUAAUAAUAAUUUAUAAGAAUGCACCAUAAAAAACAGAAAAUCUCCGCCUAUCAGCCUGUGGUUUGCAACAUCAAUGAGCAUAUGAGUUUUUUAGCACCACAGUUGGCUAAUAAGCCAAAUAAAAAUAACAAAUCUGGAUCAUUUGACACUUCAUUAUUUAAAAAAAGGUACGUUUUAAAUUUUAUUUUAAUUUUAUAUAUUUAAAUAAUUAAAUAUAAGUAAUUUUGCUGACACCAAAACUGAGGAGGUUUCAGACCUCACUUGCUCACUCAGUUAAAACCUUUUAGAGUAAAAAAUAAAACCAAAUAAAAAUGGCGAGAUUUACAUUUUCGGGAUGUACCGAUUUUUCUUUAAGAGGGGAACCUCAGGCUAUAUCAGAGCAUUUUUAAUGAUGCCGCAGCCCAUUGGCUCAUUCCCAGCUGCUGUCGUCAUUAGAGUGAAAGAGUAGUUACAGGGGUGGGUCUCGCUUUUGUAGAAGAAAACAUGUAAAUGUAAAUAUAAACAUGUAAAUAUGUAAAUAUGGGUGGGUUUAGACAAACAUGGCGUUUUGUAAUUUUAAAGUAUGCAUGAGGUGAUACGUUAGAUCCCUUAUAAUGGGAAAGACAACUGCACUGCACCAGCGAGUGACAUUUGUAGUUUAUCAUUUUAAAAAAAGGAAAUAGUUAGAAAAAAACCCAGCAAAUGCUACCACACUACCAUGCAUAAGCCCGAAGGCUGAAGUGCAGCAUAAGUUUAACAUGAUAUUUGUUAUUUUUCUAUCAUUUGGGUGCAACAUCUCAGUGCUUUUUCCUUCAGCUGUUACAGUUUCCUCUUCUAUUCAUGAAAACACUCUGUAGCUAUGCAAUCUUCAAAAUUCAAAGAAACCACUUCUAUAAACACACACACACAGACACACACGCACAUAUUUAUUUAUUUUUUUUAUUUUAUAGUUUAAUUCAAUAAACCCACCAGUGGCUGCAGAGAAUUAGCGGUUUAAAUGCCUCAGUCAUGUGAGCUCAGUUGGCUUUAGUUUACAUCCUCCUGGGUUUUCAAGCGUGUACUAUAAUGAUAGAGGCUUUUUUUAACUGCUCAUUUUCAUAUUUUCUUAUUAUGUUGUGACAAGGAAUAUGACAGCAUGUCUGGAGGGAAGGGUAUUUAUUGACUGCGUUACAUGUUUUCUUUUGAUUUGUUUUUAGUAACUUUCUCACUCAGACUACAGUUAUCAUGAAACGUAUUCAAGCUGAAGUGUUGCUGAAAAGAGGGAAGGAUUUAAAUAUUCAUCUCAUCAGCUUUGUAGCAUGCAUUUAUAUAAUAUUGCAGUUUUUUCCCUGUAUGAUGUUUUUACUUUUAAAAUAAAGAGGUAUUUUAAAUGCUAUCUGGUUUGGUGUUGCACUGCUGUGUGGCUUUGUGGUGUCUGGAGUUGGUGAGUAUGUGAGACUUGAGAUUUGUGUGAGGCUAGAUUAUAAAAUGGCAAAAUAUUUGAUGGGAUUGCUUGAACCAUGAUGAACUUGUGGGGGGUUGUCACCCCCUAGUGGUUCACUGUAGAUUAAAGGGAUACUUGAGUCUGUACUGUUGUACGUUACUAUAAAUUCCCUUCUUUUCCUAUGGCUCCUUGAUUUAAAAAAUUAUGGACACACAUGGAUUUAAAUUAGAAGAAAAACAUCCAUCCAUCCAUCCAUCCAUCUUGCCCUAUCCCAGCUGCCAUAGGCCGAAAGGUGGGGUUAAUCCUCGAUAGGUUGCCAGUUACCACAUUUUAAAAAUGUCUUCUUCUUUACUACAUGAUUUUUACAUCCUUCACAUUUGUGACAUGUGUUUUUCUCCGGGACAUCGAGAACAAGCCUUAAAUUUGCAGUGAGGUUGACCCUUGCAGGGAACACACGCAUUCCUGUCUUUCAUGUCAGAACAACGCUCACAGUAGAAAACCUAUUAGUUCUUAUACAAAUAUCAGGUGCUGGAAAUUACUCAUAAAAUCAAUUCUCUAAGCACACAGCUGUGAUACGCCACGUAGUUUUCUAUUUUCAUAAAUACACUAUCUUUAUACCCUAUACAU